UUUAAAUCUAACCAGGAAUCCUGCCUGUUAUUCUUAGGUGUAGAGGCCAGGAUUGUUUGCUUGUUUGGUGUAGUGUCCAUUGAUUACCACACUAUAGACACUUCAGUUAAUCAGUGGUGAUGGCUUUUGGAUAUAUUUUGGGGCGCCUCCUCCUUCUGGGUGCAGUAACUUGCGCUUUACGUGCCCCUUCAUUGCAGCAGUCUCCUGAACUGCCACAGAUCCCCGUUGUAGUUGAGUGCAAGGACCGCCACCUGUUAAUCUCAGUAAAUCUCCCAACCUCUGGCAGUGAACCGCGUUUUGAGGCAUUUGAUAGCGGAGGUUCGCAUCCUAUCACGCAGUACUAUGGGGCACAGUGUGGUUACACUUACUCUGUUCAACCUCUGGUUGGCUUUGCUGUUUUGAGAGCUUCAUACUUCUCCUGUCACACAGAAAACCAGAAUGAUGAGGCCUUUGCAUUCAAGUUCAGGGUGAUUAUUGCAGAUCAGAAUGGGAAAGAGUCCUUUGUCAACGUCUCCAAGACUUGUUCUGCUCCACCUUCCUUUCCAAGAGAGGUUACUUGUGAGGAGAACUAUAUGGAGGUGUCUGUUGAAAGUGGUCUACCUUGCCUCAACCCUAGUGCUGUUAAAACUGACUUUACUGAAGCCUUCUCUGUGGCUCAGCGCUCUGCAGUUGAGGCCCUGCAAGUUAUGCUGCAAGCAGAGAACCAACAGCCUGAAGUCUUGUCAGUAGGAGAUGCUGCUAACCAGGGCUACUAUAUAAUGCUUACCCCAGGCAGGAUUGUUUUCCGGUCAUCUUUUGGACAACCUCAUGCUUCCAUCAAAACGGUCAAUGGUGUUGCGGUUGAAGUGGUCAAGGCCACAGUGUUUUUCAGACAGAGCUGGAUGGUUGUCAUGGUGGACCUGGUUGCUGCCUGCUCACUGGACGGAGGAUCUUUUGAUGGCUACAGACUUCACUGGAGGACUCCUGCAGUGUUGACUCCCCUGGUUGUUGGACCAACUGAAUUAAGGACUGAGUACAUAGGCAUGGGGGUUGAUGGCCAACUCUUAGAUGAACAGGUAGCAACAGAACGAGGUUAUGCUGUGACAGUCAGUGAUGACACCGUAGACAGCAGUAUACCCUAUGGUGCGGAGGGAGGAGUGCGGAAGAGUUUUGUGAUGGACAAUGUAUAUAACGAGUUGUACUUAGUCCAGCUUGCCUACGAGCAAGCAUUUGUUGACCAAAGUGGUGUGAAGACCAGGCAAAAUGUGGUUCGGCAAAUGGCUACUCCCCCUAUGGCUCUUCCUCUCUUUUCAGUCAACCAAACCGUACCUGACGAACGAAUCUUCACAGUAUAUCUUGGUAACAUCCCUCCUGAUGUGGAAUUGGUGUCUGUAACUCUAAAUGGCCAGGAUUUUUCCGUGCUAACUGCCAUGCAGAUGGGUUUUUCCAUGACCAGAAUCUCUCAGGACAAUAACACAUUUGCAUACAUCCUUAGGGUGCCAUUUGAUGACUCUAUUGUGAAAAAGCAGUACAUUGCUGAGGGACUCUUUGAAUACUCAUUGGAAAUUAAAUGGACUUUAAAUAUCAUGCCUCAAGGGGAUGCCUAUUACCAUCUUUCCUCUGUGAUGGCUUUGGUCCUUGACGUCCCGCCUCCAGUAUUUGACAGCAUGUGUGCUGAAAAUGGCAUAAGCUUUAGGAAGGAGCAUCAUGGGUAUGACUACCUGUGGGACUUUGCCGUUGGACCGUAUCCUCUGACCCAACAGCUGGCAUCUGAGCGGGGUUACAUUAUGAACAAUGACAGCCAGACCCUCAUCCUGAAUGUGCCUCUGUUCACAAUUGGAUACGUCUAUGAGGGUAUUACACUGGAGCAGUUCUAUGGCACUUUUGAAGUGCUUACCAGAAAUGCCAAGACGUUUGCGAUUGAGCAGUCCUCAGCCAAUCGCUGUCUAUUUCAGACCACUGAGCUCUUGGUGUGCUCCCCUGAGGGUGCUUUGACUGUGGUGAGUGACAUCACUAAAGCAGUCCCUUCUGCUGACCCUGCCCGGACCACACUAUUGGACACAAGCUGCAGACCCAUAGAGUUUGAUGACACACGAGUUCUGUUCUCUUUUGGACUUAACACCUGUGGAACUAGAGUUCAGAUUGGUCAGGAGUAUGUCACUUAUGAAAAUGAGAUCAUAUUUCAUGAGGUUUAUUCCACUGACAGUAAGCCAGUCAUUACCAGAGAUGCUGCAUACAGGAUGACCAUAAGGUGCAUUUACCCAGUGCGUAGCACUGAAAGCCUGUUUGUGGACUGGAAGUUGAAAGCUGAGACACCUGGGAUUGGUCAAAUCAAAGACCCUGUGAAAGUUCCUCCCCAAAUGCAAAAUGCAUUGUCAUUCCAAUCCACUGUGAAAAAGCCCUCUGUUCAAAGAGCAAACCUGGUAGAAGAAACUUCUGCGCAAAUGAUUAAGACCCCUGUGCAGGCCAUGCCUCCUAAGACCCCUGUGCAGGCCAUGCCUCCUAAGACCCCUGUGCAGGCCAUGCCUCCUAAGACCCCUGUGCAGGCCAUGCCUCCUAAGACCCCUGUGCAGGCCAUGCCUCCUAAGACCCCUGUGCAGGCCAUGCCUCCUAAGAAACCAGCGCAGGCCAUGGCUCCCAAGAAACCAGCGCAGGCCACGGCUCCCAAGAAACCAGCUGAUUUUGUGCGUGUGGUGAAGUGGAGCGUUCCUGUGAAUGCACCCGAGCUUCUUGGUCGAACUAGGACCAAAUGAGUUGUUUUAUCUUUUGAAGUGUUUAAUAAACCUGUUCUCUUAA
Molecule: messenger RNA, 2775 nt
Organism: Paramisgurnus dabryanus
Lineage: Eukaryota; Metazoa; Chordata; Actinopteri; Cypriniformes; Cobitidae
Source: RefSeq, a predicted model, not a curated record